ACACCUAUACAAGACUGAAACCUUCCAAAUUCUUGCCCUUUGUCUGCUUUCUUUGCCUUUCACCAUGACUAGAAAGAAGGUUAAGCUUGCAUACAUCACUAAUGAUUCUGCAAGAAAAGCAACCUUCAAGAAGAGGAAGAAGGGUCUCAUUAAGAAGGUGGACGAGUUAAGUACCCUUUGUGGUAUUGAGGCUUGUGUAAUUAUUUAUAGCCCUUAUGAUACACAACCCGAGGUUUGGCCUUCUCCUACGGGAGUCCAACAUGUGUUGUCCCAAUUCAGGAACAUGCCCGAGAUGGAGCAAAGCAAAAAGAUGGUGAAUCAAGAGAGUUUCCUCAAGCAAAGACUUGGUAAGGCCAAUGAUCAACUCAAGAAACAACGCAAGGAGAAUCGCGAGAAGGAGGUGACUCGAGUCAUGUUCCAGAGCUUGAUUGGUAGGACCCUAACUAACUUGAACAUGAUCGACUUGAAUGAUCUCAGCUGGAUUAUUGAUCAACACUUGAAAGAUAUUCGCAAGAAGGCUGAGACAAAUAACAAAGAGAUUACUUCCCAAAUGAUAGCAGUAGCACCACCUCCACCUCCACCACCACCACCACCACCACCACCACAACCACAACCACAACCACAACUACCAUUACCACCACCACCACAACUACCAUCACCACCACCACCACAACUACCAUCACCACCACCAUUUACACCAGAAACAUCUAUUUUUGCUGGACCUAUUAUGGAGGUUGCACCAUUUCAAGAGGAAGCAGAAAGGCAAACUUUUGAAGCGAACAUGGAAGCCAUGCAGAGACAUCAGUGGAUAAUGGAGGCUAUGAGUCCACAUGAAAAUUUCGGGUUUCUUGGGGAUGAUAUGAUGCUGCCUUUUGGGGAUACUAAUCACAAUUCUCUUUGGUCUAGUUCUUUUUUUCCUUGAAUUAGACGUUAGGGCUUACAUGUCUAGUUAAUGUCCUCUUUUGAAUUAUGUCUAAUGUCCUUUUGUAUUGUAUGUGUAAUCAGCCAUGUUUGGGGACCUUAUAUCUGCAUAAGCCCUUGAUGGCUGAAUCCACAUUGUUAUCUUGUUAGCUACAUGUUUACUUUAAUGCAUUCAAUGGUUUUCAGACAUCUAGUCAUUUAAUUGCACUAUUUUAGAGUAUUUAUUCACUUUAAACUAAGAAAUAUGAU
Molecule: messenger RNA, 1170 nt
Organism: Ricinus communis (castor bean)
Lineage: Eukaryota; Viridiplantae; Streptophyta; Magnoliopsida; Malpighiales; Euphorbiaceae
Product: agamous-like MADS-box protein AGL80
Exons: 1
Coding region: 65-922 (285 amino acids)
Biological process (GO): positive regulation of transcription by RNA polymerase II
Molecular function (GO): DNA-binding transcription factor activity, RNA polymerase II-specific; RNA polymerase II cis-regulatory region sequence-specific DNA binding; protein dimerization activity
Source: RefSeq, a predicted model, not a curated record